Molecule: messenger RNA, 2643 nt
Organism: Galendromus occidentalis (western predatory mite)
Lineage: Eukaryota; Metazoa; Arthropoda; Arachnida; Mesostigmata; Phytoseiidae
Gene: defl
Product: Integrator complex subunit 7
Exons: 12
Coding region: 247-2643 (798 amino acids)
Biological process (GO): snRNA 3'-end processing
Cellular component (GO): integrator complex
Source: RefSeq, a predicted model, not a curated record
GCGGGAAGCCGGAUAACUUUCACUGAGUCUUGGCAAGACGGGGACCAAGAUGCAAAUUCUGCUCUCACAGAGCUUGACAAAGGACUUCGCUCCGGACGACAGGGCGAACAAUGUGAAACGAUCGUUCGAUUUCCCCGUUUGUUCGAGAAAUACCCAUUUCCGAUACUGAUCAAUUCGGCAUGUCUCAAACUCGCCGAAGUGUUCCGUGUUGGGAACAAUUUCUUGCGCCUCCUGGUUCUCCGGGUUAUGCAGGAGAGCGAGAAGCAUCUGGACAAAAUACUCUCCGUAGACGAAUUCGUCCGUCGGAUUUUCACCGUUAUGUAUUCGAACGACCCGGUCGCUCGCGCUCUGACGCUGAGAACGCUUGGCAGCAUUUCCUGCGUCGUCAAAAAUCGGACCAACGUGCAUCACUCCAUCAGAUCGAGCCUCGACUCAAACGACACAGUGGAACUCGAAGCGGCAAUUUACGCAUGCUCUCGACUUUCGGCAGUCAGUCCCGCGUUCGCGGCGUCCAUCUGCCCGAUCGUUGCUCAGAUGAUGAACAACCUUUCGACACCAGUUGAUAUAAAAUUGAAAUUAUUCUCGGUCUUUUCCAAUAUGACCCAUGAUGCCCAGACAGCCUAUCAGGUUCGAGAGCUAUGCUUGUCGCUUUUACCGACGCACCCUGCUCAGGAUUUCGUGGUGGAAAUCUUGGACGUUCUCACGAAACUGACGUCGACAUCAGUGACACAUCUGACCUCACAAAUCAUCAUUCUUCUCGAACACUUGGAGACGGACCCGAGAGCCAGCGUCAGGAAUCAGGCGUUGAGUGACCUGCGGUUCCUCGCGGAGGGGGAGAAAUGGGCUCACCUAUGGACUCGCGAGCACUUGGAACGCUUGGUGAAUUACGCUUCAAAAAGCCACUACAUGAGGCUGAAGUGUCAGGCCAUACGAGUUCUAGUUCUGCUUUCGAAGUCAUUGGCUGUUCACCAGAUGGAUCUGACUGCGACCUCACCGGUUCUCGAGCUCUGUGAGAAGAACAUAUACCACGAAGACGUGCGGCUAGCUGCCGUGUCCACCGAGCUGAUGACACAAUUAGCGGUUCAUGUUUGUCGAGAGAAAAUCGCCAACAUUGACGUCAUGCGCAAUACGUGUGCCGGGAUUGAAAACCUCCUGUUCCUAGUCUCUUCUUCUGGACCGAAGGAAGCUCUGAGUCUCGCGCUCCGAUGCGUGCUCGACCUCUGCAGGGUCGACGCGGCUCUAUGCUCUCACUUCGUCGACGUUCUGGCCCUCUUCCUUCCGAACAAAGCGAUCUGUCUGACGCUCUGUGCGAUAGGAGCCGAACGGAGGGUGCUCGGCCAUCUGGAACCUAAAAUACGAGAGCACCUCCCGAAACAGCCGCUCAUCUUGUGGACCCUUCUACUGCAAGCCAGUCUCGAAAACAGCAGCGCCCAAUUGGAGUUCCCCUUGAGCAGUUUGUCGACGGAGCUCAGUGACUGGGACCGUUACAGACUCGCAAGACAAGCUGCUCAUUACGGACAGCAUAGAGCCGUGCGUCUUCUGGUGGAAAACUUGGAGAACAGCGUCAGCUCCGAGCACCUCUAUUUCUGGCUGAUCGCUCUGAAGAAUCUCGCCCUCGGGGAGGAGACCCGGCAGACGUGGUAUUUCGCGAAAGCGGUGUCUUCUCUGAAAGCGGCUACAACGCCCAUGCACAGUCUGCACUUCCAAGCGGAGUACGUUCGACUCCGAAUGCAACUGAUCUCACUCGACCAGCAGCUGCUCCACUCGAGUAGCUGUCUGCGGACCUGUCCGCCCCCGGCGAUCGCUGCCUCUUUGGCCACAGCCAGUCGGGACGAGAAUAUGAAAUGCGGGAGGGUUGUGACGCAACUUCGAAAGAGCGCUCGAGAUUGGCGGACCUUAUCAGAGCAGUACGGAGCCCUAUACGAGAGCAGUUUCGACGCCGACACUCCGAGCUUGCAGCACGUACGCGUCCUGCAGCAAAAAUGCCAAAUAAUUGCCCAAGCUGUAGAGAAGGUCUCCCAAUUCAAUCAAGGCAUCGGGGCACAAACCACCAUGGUCGAACCGUGGUCAGACUUGAGCCCGAGCUCCAGUACAUUCCGUGACUACGAAGCCGCGCAGAAAGCGCUCUCGCUCUAUCAGUCGCUUGGUGAUGCGGAUGGUCUGACGACUUCGAAGGUCUCGACCCUUGUGGAGAUAUCGCAACUCCUCGUCGGGGUACCUCUCCACGUACCGCGCUCAUUCUUCCAGAGACUUCAAACUACUAACCUCCAACUCGCAAUCGGUCCACAACAAACGAAUCCUAACGAACCAGUGUUCAUUGCGGGACAUCAGCUCUCCCUCAAGGUCGAAGGAGUCGUGCAACAAAGCGCUCGAGUACAUCGUCGAGUUCGAAGCGUAAAACUCAAGAUAUCCGCCAACGAUCCGCCCUCAUUGAGUCUAGAGGAAGUUGUCGAGCCCAAAAACGACUACUUCUCGGCCGAGUUCCUCGUCUCGCUCCCCACUGCAGGGGUUUACUGUAUCAUAAUCGACACGGCGGUCCUGGAUGAAGCUCGAGACGUCUGGACGACGGGACCUAAGGAGGUGUUCAUGGUGAAGACUCAUGAGGAUUCCACGUAUAAACGACUUUAUUUACAAAGAGUCUGA